Molecule: messenger RNA, 1803 nt
Organism: Emys orbicularis (European pond turtle)
Lineage: Eukaryota; Metazoa; Chordata; Testudines; Emydidae
Gene: SPRED2
Product: sprouty related EVH1 domain containing 2
Exons: 7
Coding region: 1-1803 (600 amino acids)
Biological process (GO): negative regulation of MAPK cascade; multicellular organism development
Cellular component (GO): membrane
Molecular function (GO): protein kinase binding
Source: RefSeq, a predicted model, not a curated record
AUGCAAGUCACCGAGCAAGAAAAUAGUGGAAGGGGAAGAUUUGGGGUGACGGCAUCAGCAGGAGUCUGCAGCAUCAGUUGUAUCAAUGGGAAGAUUAUUUCAAAACAGCUCUCAAUUGUGUGUUGCCUGCAGUCCCUCUUCCAUGUGAAGAGAGGCAGGAAGUUCCAAUGGUCUCCUUCCUUCAAUGAACGAGAGAUCUGGAUCGCAGUCCAUAAACCGAAGUCUGGGAAGGUACCGGGGGUUUGUAACAUCAUCCUUGAGUUGCUGAAGACAGAUGAGAGUCUUGUUGUACUGUGGUUGCAUAGGCUCUUCCAGACUAUCUGGUGUACUAAUAUCAUCCCCACUGACUGGAAGAAAGGUGUUAUUCUGCCUACUGAUAAGCCUGAAUAUAGCAACUAUUGCAGCAUUACGCUGCUGUUGGUCCCAGAGAAAGUCGUCUCUUCCAUCUCAUUGUCGCAAAUCAAUGAUGCACUUCAUGGCAAAGGCCAGGAUAGUCAGUGCUGCUUCAGACCUGGUCAUUCCACUGUUGGCCAGAUCUUCGCCUUGAGACAGCUUUUUGAGAAGAUAAUGGACUUCAAUAAUGCACGUGACAGCUAUAUUGUGCGAGUCAAAGCUGUGGUUAUGACCCGAGAUGACUCCAGUGGGGGAUGGUUACCGCAAGAAGGAGGCGGUCUCAGUAAAGUUGGCGUCUGCAAGGUCAUGUACCCAGAGGGCAAUGGAAGAAGUGGAUUUCUAAUCCAUGGGGAAAGGCAAAAAGACAAACUGGUGGUAUUGGAAUGCUUUGUAAAAAAGGACUUGGUCUACACUAAAGCAAAUCCUACAUUUCAUCACUGGAAGGUUGACAACAGGAAGUUUGGGCUCACUUUUCAAAGUCCUGCCGAUGCACGAGCAUUUGAUAGAGGAGUGCGGAAAGCAAUUGAAGACCUCAAUGAAGGAUCUACUACUUCCUCUUCAACGAUCCACAAUGAGGCUGAGAUUGGUGAUGAUGAUGUCUUCACAAAUGCUACCGACAGCUCUUCUAAUUCUUCUCAAAAAAGGGAACAGCCUCUGCGGACACUAGCGUCUCCGACAUCCUGCGAACAUCGCAGAAUUUGCACUCACGGUCACAUUCACGACCAGUAUAGCUCUGACCACUACCAACUAGAACAACAGUCAAUACAAAGGUCCUAUCGACACGUCAGCUUUCCAGAUGAUGAUGAGGAGAUAGUGCGCAUUAACCCUCGGGAAAAGAUUUGGAUGACCGGUUAUGAGGACUACCGCCAGCCCCGGUCGCAAGGGAAGUACAUCGACACCGAUGAUGUGGACUCGUACGUACGUUUUGCCAAAAGUGAUGCCUCAAAACAUGAUUACAAUUAUCCUUACGUAGACAGCUCAGACUUUGACCUGGGUGAAGAUCUAAAGGGUGCUGUGAUAAAGACUCAGCCUGUCAAGUUCAAACCAAGACGGAAGGAAGAUGGCGAGAGAUCGCGGUGCGUGUAUUGCAGGGACAUAUUCAAUCAUGAGGAAAACAGGCGGGGUCAGUGUCAGGACGCACCAGACCGUGUCAGAAGUUGCAUCCAUCGAGUCAGCUGUAUGUGGUGUGCGGACAGUAUGCUCUAUCACUGUAUGUCUGAUCCAGAAGGAGACUAUACAGACCCUUGUUCAUGUGACACCAGUGAUGAAAAGUUUUGCCUCCGGUGGAUGGCCCUUAUCGCCUUGUCCUUCUUUGCCCCAUGUAUGUGCUGUUACUUGCCCCUUCGGGCUUGUUACCACUGUGGGGUUAUGUGCAGGUGCUGUGGUGGGAAACACAAAGCAGCUGGAUGA